AUGGCUGCAGUGCUCGAAGAAGUCGGCAAAUCCGCUAUUAAAUUAGUGGACGAAGAUCCUGACGAUAUUGUUGAUGAUGAAGAUGAAAGCAGCCCCAUUGACGCUACUAAAAAGAAGAAGAAAAAGAAAAAGAAGAAAAAGCCUGCUGGAGAAAAUGCUGUAGUAGAUGGCACCGAUGAUAAAAAAGAAGAUGAUAAUGAAAAUGUUGAUGGUGCAGUAAAUGCUGAAAAUCAAGGAGAUACUACAGAGGAUGGAAAGAAAAAAAAGAAGAAACGUAAGCCAAGAGGAAAACAAGGUGGUGGUAAACAACAGACAGAUCCACCGAGUAUACCAAUUGGAGAUUUAUAUCCAGACGGUAAUUUUCCAAUUGGACAGAUAAUGGAUCAUCCAGUACCAUCAGGAGUUGAUGAAAAAACAGCAUUAUUCAGAUUUACCACUGAAGAGGCACGUGCACUUGAUAGAAUGCACAAUGAUAUAUAUAAUGAAGCACGACAAGCUGCUGAGGCUCAUCGACAAACACGUAAACACAUUAUGAAAUGGGUAAAACCAGGCAUGACUAUGAUUGAAAUUUGUAAUGAGCUUGAAAAUACUGCGAGAAAAUUAAUUGGUGAAAAUGGAUUAAAGGCCGGUUUAGCAUUUCCAACAGGUUGCUCACGAAAUCAUUGCGCUGCUCAUUAUACUCCAAAUGCUGGUGAUGAAACCGUUCUUGAAUAUGAUGACGUAACUAAAAUUGAUUUUGGUACUCACAUCAAUGGCAGAAUAAUUGAUUGUGCUUUUACUCUAUCAUUUAAUCCAAAGUAUGAUAAACUUAUUGAAGCAGUGCGAGAUGCAACUAAUACUGGGAUAAAAGCUGCUGGUAUUGAUGUACAGUUGUGCGAAGUAGGUGCUGCAAUUCAAGAAGUUAUGGAGUCAUAUGAGGUUGAAAUUGAUGGUAAAACUUAUCAAGUUAAAUCAAUAAGAAAUUUAAAUGGUCAUUCUAUUGCGCCUUAUCGUAUUCAUGCUGGUAAAACUGUUCCUAUUGUACGUGGUGGUGAGGCUACAAGGAUGGAAGAAAAUGAAUUUUAUGCUAUUGAAACGUUUGGAUCUACUGGCAGAGGUGUGGUACAUGAUGAUGCUGAUUGUUCUCAUUACAUGAAGAGCUUUGAAGCUGGCUUUGUACCACUGAGAUUACAAAGUAGUAAAUCAUUGUUAAAUACUAUUAACAAGAAUUUCAGUACUUUGGCAUUUUGUAAACGUUGGCUGGAUCGUGUGGGAUGCACUAAAUAUCAAAUGGCAUUAAAGGAUCUUUGCGAUAAAGGUGCUGUUGAAGCUUAUCCCCCGUUGGUUGAUAUAAAAGGUUGCUAUACUGCUCAGUUUGAACAUACUCUGGUAUUGCGUCCUACUUGUAAAGAAGUUAUUUCACGUGGUGAUGACUACUAA
This is a messenger RNA of Cotesia congregata, 1419 nucleotides long. Lineage: Eukaryota; Metazoa; Arthropoda; Insecta; Hymenoptera; Braconidae. The record is from the annotation of a GenBank genome assembly.